Messenger RNA from Drosophila serrata, 1736 nucleotides. RefSeq lists its product as uncharacterized. Gene Ontology annotation, cellular component: nucleus. The record is from RefSeq and is a predicted model, not a curated record. NCBI's taxonomy places the organism in Eukaryota, Metazoa, Arthropoda, Insecta, Diptera, Drosophilidae. Gene Ontology annotation, biological process: positive regulation of DNA-templated transcription.
UGCAGCUCUAGAGUACAGUCGCAAUUUGUAGUACAAUUUGUAAAAGGAAAAAAUAAAAAGUUCGAUUCGAGUGGAAAUUAUUGCUGGAUUCGCAGAAGUAAUCCUUUCCAGAGCUUUGGGCGAGUAGUAUCCAUCUGAACCCACGACCGCGGACCAAUGUCGUGGCGGGAAUAGCGCGAAACGCACCCAAAACAACAUGAUAAACCCAAUUGCAACCGAGUCGGAGGCCAUCAAUUCAGCCACCUAUGUGGACAACUACAUUGAUUCCGUGGAGAACCUGCCGGAUGACGUUCAGCGGCAGCUGUCCCGCAUCCGCGACAUCGAUGUCCAGUACAGAGGCCUCAUCCGCGACGUGGACCACUACUACGACCUGUAUCUGUCCCUGCAGAAUUCUCCCGACGCCAGCCGCAGAUCACGGAGCAUCUCACGGAUGCACCAGAGCCUCAUCCAGGCGCAGGAGCUGGGCGAUGAGAAGAUGCAGAUUGUAAACCACAUGCAGGAGAUUAUUGACGGCAAGCUGCGCCAGCUGGACACGGACCAGCAAAACCUGGACCUGAAGGAGGAGCGGGAUCGGUAUGCGACGCUCCUCGAAGAUGGCCAACCCUCGAAGCUGCAGCGGCUGCAGAGUCCGAUGAGGGAGCAGGCUAAUCAGGCGGGAGUUGGCACCGGAAACGGCGGUCUGAACGGUAAUGGCCUGCUCUCUGACAAGGGUCCAUACGCCUUGGGCGGCUAUGCCGGUUUGGUAUCGGGAUCCGGCGGCUUAGCCUCCGGUAACGGUGGCAGCUCUACCCCCAAUUCUGAGCGCUCCGAGCGUCAUGUCAGUAACGGCGGCAACAGCGGCUCCAACGGCAACAUCAGCGGAGGUGUUGGCGGCGGCGGAGAUCUGCAGCGCACUGGCAGCAAACGCUCGAGGAGGCGGAACGAGAGCCUGGCCAACAACGGUAACUCCCUGGAGAUGGGCGGCAAUGAAUCGAACUCUGCGAACGAAGCCGGCGGCAGUGGCAGCGGUGGAGGAGGAGGUGGCAGCGGCAACGGUGAGCGCAAAUCCUCGCUGGGCGGCGGUAGUGUAUCGGGACAAGGACGAAAGGCUAAUCUUCAGGUGGCGGUCGGUAGCCUGGCCAGCGGAUCGGCUGGUACGAGCAGCGGUGUAGCAGGCGGUGGCGCCAGCGGCAGUGCUGGUGGAGGCGGUGCCGGGGGCAACAAUUCCGGAAAGAAGAAGAAACGGAAGGUGCGUGGCGCGGGUGCUUCGAACGCUAACACCAGCGCACGCGAGGAGACGCCGCCGCCCGAGACCAUUGAUCCAGACGAACCAACAUAUUGCGUCUGCAAUCAGAUCUCCUUUGGUGAGAUGAUUCUGUGCGACAACGACCUGUGCCCCAUCGAGUGGUUCCACUUCUCGUGCGUCUCCCUGGUGCUGAAGCCCAAGGGCAAGUGGUUCUGUCCCAAUUGUCGCGGUGAGCGGCCCAAUGUGAUGAAGCCCAAGGCGCAGUUUCUCAAGGAACUGGAGCGCUACAACAAGGAAAAGGAGGAGAAGACCUAGAUCCACCCGCCCCUCCCGUUGCAGCUCUGUGUCCUAGACCAGGCUUUGUAAAUUAUUCGAUCCUAAGAUUUACCUUAAUGUACAUUUAGUGUCCCCAUCCCUAUAUUCGCCCAGUUUAGAUCCUUUGCUUCAAUGGUUAACGGUCGACAUUUCUCAUUUCAAGUUUCUGUACAAAAUAAAUACCUUUCUCUAUGUA